Messenger RNA from Neolamprologus brichardi, 2895 nucleotides. Its product is annotated as antizyme inhibitor 1-like. Gene Ontology annotation, molecular function: ornithine decarboxylase activity; ornithine decarboxylase activator activity. Gene Ontology annotation, biological process: negative regulation of protein catabolic process; positive regulation of polyamine transmembrane transport. NCBI's taxonomy places the organism in Eukaryota, Metazoa, Chordata, Actinopteri, Cichliformes, Cichlidae. Gene Ontology annotation, cellular component: cytoplasm. The record is from RefSeq and is a predicted model, not a curated record.
AAUAUGACGCUCAUGUCUGUGGGUCGGUCUUGCCGUUCGCCCUCCGCUGCUGUCGUCUGCUCGGUUGUAACAAAUGGUCCGCUAUAGGUGCCAUCGAGAAAACGUCGAACGACAAUAACUUGAACUACUCCAUGGCAAAUAUCGUUUUCUCUUCUAGUCUCCCCACCACUCUUUAAAAAUUCCGCCUAAAAAGAAAAAGCGUUCUGUCCCCUCUUUUGGGUUUUCAGCGGACGUGUACAACAACUACCCAGAGGAUCUAGGGGCAGCUCUAUACCGAGAGCCAUUUGACUUCAACGCCGAGCCACCUUGGGAUCCUAGCUGAUAGUGGAGGAGUUCAUCCCAGGACUCAUCCAUUUUGUUGCAUAAGUCUAGGACCCCAGGGGCUCGAGAGGGAGCGAGCAAGACCACUUCGCACUAGCCACAUUCUUUAUGCCUGUUGGAUUUGAAGAAAACGGUUGAGAGGAUGAAAGGAAUCGCUGAUGAACCGCAGUAUUCUGUUGGCCUGCUGGAAGGAGGCAUGGCCCUCUGUGAUGUUAUUGACAAUCACAUUUAUGAGCAAACACUGUCUGAGAAAAAUGCAUUCUUUGUAGCAGAUCUGGGAGUCAUAAUGAGGCAGCAUGUUCGCUGGCGGACCCACAUGUCCCAGAUCAGACCAUACUAUGCUGUCAGGUGCAAUAGCAGCCCAGCUGUGAUUGAAGUCCUUGCUGCCCUUGGCACUGGGUUCAUAUGCACCAACAAGUCUGAACUGGAAUUGGUGCAGAGCCAUGGUAUUCCCUCCGAAGAUAUCAUCUACAGUGGUGUUUGCAAACAAGUUUCCCAGAUUAAAUAUGCUGCUAAAAAUGGCAUUGACCUCCUGGUGUGUGAUAAUGAAGCAGAGCUGCGCAAGAUUUCUCGCUGCCACCCCAAUGCCAAGCUGCUGCUACAGGUGUCAACGGAAGCGUCAAACCCGGACGAUGACAUGAGCAUGACAUUUGGCUGCUCACUCAAGGACUGCAGACAUCUGCUGGAGAGUGCUAAGGAGCUGGGUGUGCAGGUAGCUGGGGUCAGGUCUCACAUUUCCAGCUCCUGUGACGAUGACCAAGUGUAUGUUCAUGCCAUCUCCGAUGCCCGUUGUGUCUUUGAUAUGGGGGAGGAAAUUGGCUUCAGCAUGAAAAUCUUGGACAUUGGAGGCGGAUUCAGCGGCUCUGAGGCCCAACUGGAACUGAUUAAUAGUGCAGUCAUGUCUAUGGUGGACCUAUACUUCCCUCCAUCUUCAGGAGUUUCCAUCAUUGCUGAGCCUGGUAACUUCUUUGUGUCCUCUGCUUUCACACUGGCUGUCAAUGUCAUCUCCAAGGAGGUGGUGGCACGUGAUCCCCAGGACCAGGAUCAUGAUCUGUCUCCCAAUGAAGAGCCAGCGUUCCAUUACACUAUGAACGAAGGAGUGUAUGGAUCGUUUGCCAGCAAACUCUCUGAAAGACUGAUAUCUGCCCCAUCUGUUCACAAGCAGAACACUUCCCUGGAUGUACCGGUGUUCAGCAGCAGCUUGUGGGGUCCCUCUGGAGAUGAUCUGGACCAGGUACUGGAGCACUGUCUUUUACCUGAGCUCAACAUUGGAGAUUGGCUCAUGUUCACACAUGCUGGCUCCUACAGUCUGGGUCAACCACUGUGCUCCUCCACUGACUCACCACCACCCCCUGUGUACUACGUCAUCUCCUCUAGAGACUGGUUUGAGAUGCAGGACACUGGUGUUACCAACGAGGCUACGCUUAAGAACUUCUCCCUGGUCCCAUACUUCCUCAAUUCCUGCCAAACAGAGGCUGCACUGUCAGUCCCAGCUUAGGAAACAUCUGACUGGGACCAGAAGUCUUUUCACUUUUCUCACUUGUUUCUGCUGCUAGCUUCCUUUGGUUCACAUUCCCCUGGGGUCAACUCUCCCAGUAGUGCUUGAAAUUGCCUGGACCAGACCAUAUUCAUCUCACAGACCCCAGUGCACAGCACUUCUAUGUGGUCAGCCCUGGAAACCCUAAGUAGGUGUUAAUUAGUAUGCAACAAAAUGGAUGAGUCCAGAAAAGACAGUUUGGGGACUCCUCUUGAACUACAGUUUACACCCCUACAGUAGACAUAUAAUACUUUUAAAUGAUUAUAUUUGACAGAUAUUAUUAUUCAUAUCUCCUUUGCUGUUGUCAGUCUUGUAUAUUAUGUGUAUCCCUGAUUGAAGCAGUGUAUUUAUAAAAAGAAACACUUCUGAGAUUAUAUAGAAAGUUUUGCCAAAAGAUUUGUAUUUCUGAUUUUAAUUUGUUGUGUAGUUUUUUUGUGUGUGCACAAAGGCUAGAAUCCAUUAUUACAUUUAAAAAGUGUCAUCUUCAUAUUAAAUUGAGAGCUUGCAGCAUAUCUUUGCUGUACAUACAAAAUGUUUGGCGUCACCGUGGCGUCAGUUUCUGAAAAUUAUUUGAAAGCUAAAAGGUCAGUGUCCUUAAAUAAGGUGGUGUUUGCGUGCUUUUCCAAAGUGCCGAGCGUCUUGCUUCCAAGACUGGCAGGUGAGUGCUCUGCUACCUGACAGCCAAGCAGGUUUUAUUAGACAGCAUGUGCUGCAGAUGGAACACAGGAAGUGCUGGUGGAUAAUGAAUCGACUUACACUGAAAAUAACAUUGUUUCUUUACAAAAAAUGAUUUAAAAGACUACUGCAAGUUCUAUUUCUACUCAUAUAGUUUGAAAUAUUCUUCCAACAUCUGUGUUGAUAGAAUAUUGCAGUAUUUCCUGACACCAAGUAUACUUGCAUUGUGUGUAUCAUAUCUGUGAAACUGUCAUAAAUCUGUUUUAAGGCAUGAUAAAUUAUCAGGCAUUUGCCUGCUUUUAACGUGUAGCUGUGCUUGUCUAAAUGAAGAGUAAUAAACACCCCACUGACUGGACUGUAAA